AUGGCAAUCAAUAAAGACUAUGUUCCACAAUUCAAAUUAAUUUUAAUUGGUGAUGGUGGUGUUGGUAAAACAACAUUUGUUAAACGACAUAUAAUAGGUGAAUUAGAAAUGAAAUAUGCAAGCAGACUUCCUUUUAGUGUGUAUCCAUUACACUUCUAUACAAAUUUCGGUGAAAUAAUUUUUAAUGUUUGGGAUACAGCAGGUCAAGAAAAACUUGGUGGUGUACGUGAUGGUUAUUAUAUUGCUGGACAAUGUGCUAUCAUAAUGUUUGAUGUAACAUCACGUAUAACUUAUCGAAAUGUCCCCCAAUGGCAUAAAGAUAUAAUUCGUAUUUGUGGAAAUAUUCCAAUUGUUCUAUGUGGAAAUAAAAUCGAUGUAAAAGAUCGAAAAUUGAAAGCUAAAUCCAUAACAUAUCAUCGAAAAACUAACAUGAAAUAUUAUGACAUUAGUGCUCUAUCAAAUUAUAAUCUUGAAAAACCAUUUCUUUGGUUAGCACAAAAACUAGCUGGAAAUGAUGAUCUUCAACUUGUUUCUCAAAUUCCAUUAAUACCACCUGAAAUACAUUUGGACCCGGAUAUGCUUCGAGAAUAUGAACUCCAACUAAUUGAAGCAGCAUCUCAGCCAUUACCUGAUGAUGAUGAUGAUGAUGAUUUAUAA
This is a messenger RNA of Rotaria sp. Silwood2, 657 nucleotides long. NCBI's taxonomy places the organism in Eukaryota, Metazoa, Rotifera, Eurotatoria, Philodinida, Philodinidae. The record is from the annotation of a GenBank genome assembly.